This is a messenger RNA of Folsomia candida, 2845 nucleotides long. RefSeq names its product zinc finger protein 281. NCBI's taxonomy places the organism in Eukaryota, Metazoa, Arthropoda, Collembola, Entomobryomorpha, Isotomidae. Gene Ontology annotation, cellular component: nucleus. The transcript has 3 exons. Bases 1457 to 2599 code for a protein of 380 amino acids. Gene Ontology annotation, molecular function: RNA polymerase II cis-regulatory region sequence-specific DNA binding; DNA-binding transcription activator activity, RNA polymerase II-specific. Gene Ontology annotation, biological process: regulation of transcription by RNA polymerase II. The record is from RefSeq and is a predicted model, not a curated record.
AUUUUAUUUUCAUCCCGAAUUUACCCCGGAGUUUAAAGUGUGUAAAAUGUAAUGAGUGUGAUAAAUGAGGCAGUCAGUGGUCGAGAGGAUUAAGAUUUUCACUGAUUUUUCAGUCCAGGAGCCUGAAAAAGGGUUUGACUUAUUGGGGCAUGACUGGCUAUUAGUGGAUUUCAAUAAUGUGGAGAGUUUGGUCAAGGUGUAGCAAUGCCCAACAAUGGGAAUGUGGAGAGAAAGAGAGGAAGAAAACCAACAAGGAGCUAUUAAUAACGCAAAUGCAAACUUGGCGAUUAAAUGAGAGUUUUGUGGAUUAUAGUACAUUCGAUUUUUGUCGAUUAAAUGAUUUUUUGCGACGAUGAAAUCUUGUGAUUUCUUGGACGAUUUUAACCCCUUAUGCCGCAGUUUGGAGUGCGAAGGUUGUAGAAAUUUCUGAAAUUUUUAUAAUCCCUUCGAACGAGGAGAAGGACGCUAAUUAUACUGCGGAAUAGUGGAGGGCCUGGCGGCAGGUGAUUCCAGGUGGUGGUCACUGCCAUUAGAGCGAUGUCAUCCUGUCAUGUAAAUGUCCCUCUUCUUGGUCGGUGGCUUCCUUUUGUUGUCGGUGGUCUCCGUCGUGUGCUGGGGAUUUGAUGGGCGAGCAAAUUGACCACUGUCCAGUCACCGCUUGACAAAUGUCGUCUCGUGUCAUUACUUAAGUCUCCUCGUUCGUGGUGACAUUGCACCAUUUUCUGCCCUAAUAGAUAGAUAUCGAGGGAAAGAGAUGACAUAUGUCCCAUUGCAAGCAGAUUAGAGAGAAAUUUAGGUUUCUCAUCUGCAUCAGAGUUGUGGUUGUGACGAUGAUAAUGGCACAUUUUCCAUGUCACUGUUUAAAUUCGUCCUUAGUUGUCACGGUCCUCGUAUCUGUUUGGUUUGGCAGGGCAUAAAUAUGUACAUACGUUCGGGACGGAGGAGAGCCGGUCAUGAAAAUGUAAUUUGUAUGACAUACAUAUGGAUGGGUAUUAUUCGAUGAGGAAAUUGAGAAGCAAAUCUAAAAAUGACCAGGAGUUACUUAAUCCGGUUAAUGCUUCCCGAGUGAGCCUUCCAGGGAUUGAGAUUUAAAUAACUUUUCAUAUCGUCUUUUUUUGGACAUAAAGACAAGAUACGAGAUAUGACACUUUUAGCGUGUGCCUUCCUUCUCCCUCUACGUAUCUCACUAUUCAACCACUGGAAUUAUUGAGGUGACUUUAAGGGACGAGCUGGAGUUCAUGCAGCAUUAUCCCAUUGACUCUUCACCUGUCAACUUCUCCAGCAAAGUCUCCUCUCCAAGUUACAAUUUUGUCUCGCUUUCCUCACCGUUCCUUUAAAUUUGAAACUUUCAUAGUCUCGUGUUAAUACAUACAGUGACACAAUAGUCAAUUGCUAGUGACUCUAAGUUAAGAUAAGCUAGAAGCAGUGCAUUUAGAGAGGAAGUGGGCAGUGAUAAAUGGUGAUAAUGGUCCCGACGCGUCAAAAUUCGGUCAUCCUCGCACUCCCGGUGGACUCUUAUCGAAUCGAGUUCAAUCCCAAGACGGGAAAAGAGAUGCUUAUCUGCAUGCACGACUCCUGCAGGUAUCGGACGGACAAAAAUUCCAAUUUUAAGCGUCACUUGGCCACUAUGCACCAACUUUUGGAGGCUGCCCGGACCUGUUGCGAAGAGAGGUUUCUUACAAAGUUUAACCUCACCCACCACAACAAAACCGUCCACAAGAAUGGUUACAAGUGUACGACGUGUUCCAAGGAGUUCACCAGGAAUGCGCUAUUGCUGCGACACCAGUUGACCCACUCGGGAAAAAAGCCAUGGGGUUGUACCCUGUGCAUAUACAGGUCCAUCAGCAAGGGGAACGUCCAGCGACAUGGGGAAAAGGUCCACAACAUGCUCAUUAAACCACAAGAAAUGGUCCAUGCCACCUCGACUCUUCAUCCUCUUCUCUCCGUGGCCUCAGGGUCAUCCUCCAGAUCAAUCGUGACUCCAGAACCAGAAGAAGUGGUCGUUCCGUCCUCGUCUCGUCACUUUCUCUCCGUGGCGUCUGGGUCAUCCGGGAACGAGCCUCCGAAACCACAAGUGGUGGUAAAUUCCCCAAAAGACGACAGUUCGCCCUUGCCCCCGCUCAUCAGUCACUCAAUUGACUCCAUGCUACACAAACCCCCGGAAAUUGUCCUUCCGUCACCAGCAAACAACGAGGACACAAUAAAUGUGUCCAAUUCGACACGGCAUUCACCACCAGUCUGGAAAAGGGAAGGGCUGGGCUCUAACUUUUUCUCUUGCAGCUCGUGGGUCUUGUCUCAAAAGCAGCAGCAACAGCAAGGCUUGAAUGGGAUGGGAAUGGUGAUGACAGGACACCAGCAGUGCUUGGAUUUGCGUCUCCCAAGGGAGGAGACACGCCGGAUUUUCAAGUCGGAUGGACAAGUUCCGGGUUAUUUUUUACAUGGGUUCUUCUUAAAUGGGCCACCACCACCACGGUUUGUCGAAGAAGUCACAACGAACAAGAAGGUGCUUAAAAGAGGAAAUAACUCUUGUGAUAAGGAAAAAGUUCACUACUUACCAAAGAAACUGAGAGUGAGCAAACAGUACAAAGAUUGCAUGUAAAAACCAUAAGAUUUGGACUGGAUUUGGUUGACGAUGUAGUGACUUCAAUUUAAUUGAUAUUUUUUUAUGUAUCUUGAGUAAUGCUUAAUUUAUUCACAAUAUAAAAGCAUGCAGUUGGAAGAUCUAAUUUUGCUAAUCUACUUUUGUGGAUUUUACGUAUGUUUCUAUUAUUCAAAAUUUCUAGUAUGUUAGUGCAUUAUAAAAUAUUAAAAAAAUAAAAAAUAUUUUUUUUGUGCAAACAAAAAA